Dromaius novaehollandiae (emu) is the source of this 2869-nucleotide messenger RNA. Its product is annotated as gap junction gamma-1 protein-like. The transcript has 3 exons. The record is from RefSeq and is a predicted model, not a curated record. NCBI's taxonomy places the organism in Eukaryota, Metazoa, Chordata, Aves, Casuariiformes, Dromaiidae. The coding region runs from base 523 to 1710 and encodes 395 amino acids. Gene Ontology annotation, biological process: cell-cell signaling. Gene Ontology annotation, molecular function: gap junction channel activity. Gene Ontology annotation, cellular component: connexin complex.
CACUUAAGUUUGUUUCAUCUAGAAAACAACAAUGGCUGGGCCCCAUAGCAGUCUCACCUUAGCAGAUGAGACAAUGUUUUCCCUCUCUGCUCCUCAAGCCUAGCUAUGCCAUCCUCAUAGUCUUAGGAGAGUGUGAAAUUCAGUUUCCAUAUUUUGUAUUUUAAAGGCCAGCUCACAGUGCACUGUUGGAUGCUUUCUUGGAAUCUCUUUACUACUAACCUUUUUCCUGUCUCUUUCAGAAGCUGAAGGUCUAUGGUGGCUGAUAUUUUUAUCUAGUCUUCUAUAGACUUGAUUGACAGGAUCUAUACCGUCUUACGGCCAAUGUCAUAACACAUUCAACUUUGUCCCUUCUUCAAAAAUGGGCAUAUGCUUGCUGCUUGCUAUUCCUUUGGUGUGAUCUCAGAUGUUGAACUGGAGUGAGCUCAGUGGAAAUGCUGCCAACACCUAGCACUUCAUAUGGAGAAAGGAGUUCCAGAGAGAUGAGCCAGUAAAAACCGGGUUUGAGCCAACUGCUUGGCCAGGAUGAGCUGGAGUUUCCUGACGCGGCUCCUGGAGGAGAUCAACAACCACUCAACCUUCGUGGGCAAGAUCUGGCUCACCGUCCUCAUCAUCUUCCGGAUCGUGCUGACGGCCGUCGGGGGCGAGUCCAUCUACUACGAUGAGCAGAGCAAGUUCGUGUGCAACACGCAGCAGCCCGGCUGUGAGAAUGUGUGCUACGACGCCUUUGCCCCACUCUCCCAUGUCCGCUUCUGGAUCUUCCAGAUCAUCAUGGUGGCCACGCCGUCAGUGCUGUACCUGGGCUUCGCUAUGCACCGCAUUGCUCGGAUGCCGGAGAAUGCACGGCGCCGGCCUCUGGCGGGCCGGCGGGCACGCAUGCCAGUCGUGCGCCGGGGAGCUGGGCGGGACUACGAAGAGGCGGAGGAUGACAACGAAGAAGAUCCCAUGAUCUUUGAGGAGAUCGAGGUGGAGAAGGAGAAAAGCACAGAGGGUGGGGAAAAACACGAUGGCCGACGCCGCAUCAAGCAGGACGGGCUGAUGCGUGCCUAUGUGCUGCACUUGCUGUGCCGCUCGCUGCUGGAGAUGGCCUUCCUCUUCGGGCAGUACAUGCUGUACCGCUUCGAGGUGAGCCCAUCCUACGUGUGCAGCCGCAGCCCCUGCCCGCACACCGUCGACUGCUUCGUCUCCCGCCCCACCGAGAAGACGAUUUUCCUGCUUGUCAUGUACGCGGUCAGUGGGCUCUGCCUUUUCCUCAACCUCUGCGAGCUCGUGCACCUCGGCGUGGGCCGCAUCCGGGACCUGCUGAGCCAGCCAGACGAUCCCCCGCACCUUGACGACACCAGCCCUAGGCUGCAGUAUGCCAAGAAAGCUCCCAGCGCGCCCCCCACCUACCACUCGCUGAAGAAGGAGCCCCUGAAAGCCCCACUGCCCAACGGCAAGCUGGACUACAGGGAGAGCUUGGCCAACUCGGCGACGGAGCACUUCGCCCUGGCUGGCGCUCCCCCAGAGCACGAGCUGGACAGGCUGCGCAAGCACCUCCGCAUGGCCCAGGAGCACCUGGAGAUGGCCUUCCACCUCAACCCGCCGCUGGACACUGCCAGCCCGUCCCGCAGCAGCAGCCCAGAGGCCAACGGCAUCGCUGCUGAGCAGAACCGCCUCAACUUUGCCCACGAGAAGGGGGGGACCACCUGUGAGAAAGCCACAGGGCUGUGAGUGCCACGUGGUGCCUCUGGGACUGUGGAGUGGCUGCUCCUGUGAUCACUGGAAAGGCAGCCCGCCAGGAGAGCGCAGGGCUGAGGACCGAGGUUUCUCUCCCGUUGGCUGGCUGGGGGCAUCCCUUGUCCCGGUGGGCAGGGAUGGGGAAGGGGUUACGGGGAACAUUCCUUCACUGUUCUUAAUUUUUAAAAAAAGGGAAUAUCUUAUUUUUGUACGUUUUUAUAAACUCGUCAGCGUGUACCCUGGCAUUUCUAUACUCUGCUCCUGAUUCCUGCUCUAGGCCUGCACCUUCCCUCUCUGUCUCCCCUUUUACCCCUCUUCCUUCUUCACCCCAUUCCGACAGCGGCCUCCAGCCGCGCCAGCCGGAAGGGCGCUUCACACGCACGGGUCACGGCGGAGACACCGACGUUGCCAGCGCUUUCCCGUGGCGUGGGGCAGCUGCCCUGGAGCUGUGGCUGUGCAGGGUCCGGCUGGCUGGGCCAAAGCCACAGACUAGGGCUGUGCUUGCAUUGAGGCUGAAGCAGGGGGUGACAGCGGCGACCUGUUCCCGGACAGCGGGGUAGGUCCCGGUGGCACGGCUGCUCGCAGGGGCGAUGGCCUGGGGCUGCAUCGCCCCAGGGGCAGGAGGGGCUGGAAGCUGCUCGCUUUAGGGAAGGGACUUGUGCUCUGCCAGACAGGACGCCCCAAGCGGGAGCUGUGCGUGGCGGGGGCUGUGCUGGGCCAGCCCCCACCCCCCUGGGCCGCGGGCAGGCGGCUGCUCUUGGGGGGCAGCGGGGCAGUGCUGCGCGGCGCCUCCGCCUCGCACGUUGGUACGAGCCGCCGGGGCCGUCCCGCAUGGGAAUGUGUGCGCAAAGGGCAGGGGCAGCCCUUCCCGUCCCCCCACUUCCCUGCUGGCGGCUUCGCUCGCCAGCGUUUGGACCAAAGCCGAUUCUGGCUGCUGCAGCCGCAGGGCCGUACGGUGGGCGCUCGCAGCCCGCGGUCCUGCUGCUGGAGGGUGCAGCGCCCCGAGCCGGGGGCCCGCAGGGAGCUGGUGGGGCGUUUCUGAUCAUCUCAGCUGGGGUCACGUGGUGAUUUUGUAGCUUUGUUUUGUACUCAAAUGAUUGUGACCUUUUUUUUUUUUUAUUUUCAGUAAAGCCUGGAGACUUUUUGUACUGAA